Ictalurus punctatus (channel catfish) is the source of this 2983-nucleotide messenger RNA. RefSeq names its product regulation of nuclear pre-mRNA domain containing 1B (gene rprd1b). Bases 431 to 1426 code for a protein of 331 amino acids. Gene Ontology annotation, cellular component: RNA polymerase II, holoenzyme. Gene Ontology annotation, biological process: mRNA 3'-end processing. NCBI's taxonomy places the organism in Eukaryota, Metazoa, Chordata, Actinopteri, Siluriformes, Ictaluridae. Gene Ontology annotation, molecular function: RNA polymerase II complex binding. The record is from RefSeq and is a predicted model, not a curated record. The transcript is spliced from 8 exons.
AACUCCGUCGUGUGUUUGUUUACCCAGCUAGUGAGCGUUUGCGACGUAAAAAUGCGUUUCCCUGCGAGUUAAUAAUCGCGUUAGCGACACGUCAUACACCACUGGAACGGGUUUUCAAAAUUUUGCACUAUUCCGCGACAACGUUUAUAGGUUACGAACUGGAGAGAGCAAACUUUUAAACUGUUUUUUGGACGCGAAGUGGACAAACUCCACGCCGGCCAUCUUUGCUAACUUGGCUAGCUCUCCUUGCUAGCGGGAAAAACUAUUUUGGAUUCCUUAAAAAAAGGUCACCAUCAGAUCUCCCAGCAAAGCCGCAGAUUCGUUUGUCCGUUAGUCUGGCCGCGACAUGUAUUGACACCGCCGCUAAACAAUCAGACCCAGAGUUUCCCCUGGUUGUGUUCGGAUCUCCGGUUUAGCGUUCCACGUCGUCAUGUCGUCGUUUUCCGAGUCCGCCUUGGAGAAGAAGCUGUCCGAGCUGAGUAACUCGCAGCAGAGCGUCCAGACGCUGUCGCUGUGGAUCAUACACCACCGCAAACAUUCAGGCACCAUCGUACGUGUGUGGCAUAAAGAGCUGAAAAAAGCCAAAAGCAGCCGGAAGCUGACCUUCCUUUACCUCGCCAACGACGUUAUUCAGAACAGUAAGAAGAAAGGACCCGAGUUCACGCGGGAUUUUGAAGGCGUCCUUGUUGAUGCCUGCUCACAUGUAGCGAGGGAAACAGAUGAGAGCUGCAGGAAGCACAUGGAGAGGCUGUUGAACAUCUGGCAGGAGCGCAGUCUCUACCGUGCCGAUUUUAUCCAGCAGCUCAAACUGGCCAUUGAGGACUCCAACAGCCCCAGACACAAAGUUGCAGACGAGAAGAAGGGGCUGAAAAGAACGUUCCAGAAGGUUCAGGAAGAGGAAGAGGAAGAUGAUGACGACGAUUACAGGGCGCAGUAUUCUCCCCACGAGACAGACGCCACCGGCCCACAGCUGACGGAGGAGCUGGUUAAAGCCCUGCAGGACCUGGAGAAUGCUGCGUCCGGAGACGCCACCGUGCGGCAAAAGAUCGCCUCGCUGCCUCAGGAGGUGCAGGACGUCUCUCUGCUUGAGAAGAUCACAGAUAAGGAGGCAGCAGAUAAGCUCUCUAAGACGGUGGAUGAGGCGUGUCUUCUGCUGGCUGAGUAUAACGGGAGACUGGCAGCCGAGCUGGAGGACCGCAGACAGUUGGCCCGCAUGCUCACCGAAUACAUCAACAGCCAGAAGGAGGCGCUGAGCGAGAGGGAGAAAAAACUCGAGGAGUACAAGCAGAAGCUGGCGCGAGUAACUCAGGUGCGCAAAGAGCUCAAGUCUCACAUCCAGAGCCUGCCUGACCUCUCGCUCCUACCCAACGUCACCGGAGGACUGGCGCCGCUGCCCUCGGCCGGAGAUCUCUUCUCGACCGACUGAUCCCUCCAUCCUCAGUCUGGACUCUGAUUCCACCGUCACCAGCCGAUCAGCUGAGAUCAGGCCAGAUCCUCAGCUUCUGGCCUUUGUGUUCGGUUUUUAGAAGGAAAAAAAUAAUAAUUCCUGCUGAGUUUUCACCGACAGAGCGAACGUGAACAUGACUCUGCCGUCUUAUCGUUAUUAGAGGAGGUUUUUGUUUGUUUUUUUGUGCUUUUUUUAGUUUUACUGAUUUAGGGUGUGAUUAGGCUUUGUUUCCUUAUUAGUAACCCCAUGAGGUGUUUGUGAAAAAAGUCUUGCUCAGAACCCCCAACCCCCCAUCCCUCCAUACCCCCCAUUUUUCAUUUGCUCAGUUAUACAGACUAGGUAGCUGAUAUAAAGGAAAUAAACAGUGACAGUGACAGACCUUCAUCAUCAGCUGCCAUUGGAGCGGCGCCAAUUAGGGCUGGGCAAUAUACUCUGAGUGUGGUGUUAUCACGAUCUUGAAUCUUAUUUGGAGAAAUAAAGCUCGCCCAUAUGAAACUUUUGUGUUAAAGAAAUAGUACUAAUUCAUUUAAAAAAAAUCGAAUGUAAACACGUUUCCAAAUAGACAUGUUUGGUUUCUGAUGUUUGCUCCGUUUGGAGCUAUAAUAAGAAAUGGAAAUCUAUCUCAAUCUAAAAAAUUUGUCCUCAAACCAUGUGACUUUCCGUAAUCUAUACACAUGAACGUUAUGAGAGCGGCCGUCUUGAAUUACGUAUAUUAUACUCCUUUUAUUUUUUUUUCCCACGAUGUACUGAUUUGGGUUUGUUUUGAAUAGAAAAGCUUUUGGGUGACACAGACUUCCAUUACUUGUUAGUACCGAUGACACUUUGUUAAAGAAAUAGCAGUAAUUUGGCCAAAAUGUUUCCUAUAAAUAUUUUCCUCAAACCACGUUCUCGAACACAGCGUGAUGUCCUAUAGUCCAUAAAAUCAAUUUCACCCAUGUAGCUGAAUGCUAGAACAUUGUGGUAACCUUACGACAGCAGCCAUUUUGGACAGACACCCCCUCCUUUUUGGGUGACAUAGAAGUCCAUUAUGAAUCAGCCAAGACAUUUUGAACAUUCUGUUGCACUGGAGUAUUUCCAUUUCCUGUUAAGAUCUUCCUCAAACCAUGACACAGUGAUACAACUACCUGUAAUCUACAAACAUGAGCAUAAACCUCACAGUGUAGCUUAACCCUGGAACAUUACGACAGCAGCCAUCUUGGAUCAACUAGAACUUUUUUUCUUUUUUUUUUCUUUUUUUUUUCUUUCACCUCCCAAAGUUUGGUUUUGUAAGUUUACCUAAGACUAUUUUACCUAAUACGUUGAUCUGGCUAUGUAUUGAUUAAGACAAAUGGUUCAUAUGUACUAACAAGAAAUGGAAGUCUGUGUCAUAUUUUCUAAAGUAACAGUAAUAGUAAUAAUUUGUAGUAAUUAUAGUAAUAAUUUGGCAAAAAAAAAAAUCUCUUUACUCCUUACUGAAAAUUUGAGUUCUUCAACACAGUGUGACUUCUUAUAAACAUUAACGAUAAACAGUAAUCAAUAAACAUGAACAAAACUUUA